CUGUUGCAGGAGCCAGUUCGCGUGGCUACCCUUCCCAACGACAUUAUAAAGAUUUCUGCUGGUUAUCAUCAUUCUUGUGCUAUCACAGUUGAUGGCGAACUCUAUAUGUGGGGGAAGAACACCAACGGACAGCUUGGCCUUGGAAAAAAAGCCAAUAAAGUAGUUUCCUUUCCGAGAAAAGUUGAAAGUUUAAACGGGCUAGCUGUAAAAGCAGCUUCCUUGGGUUUUGAGCAUUCAAUUGCUGUUACAGAUAAUGGUGAGGCCUUGAGUUGGGGUGGGGGAGGCUCUGGACAACUUGGUCAUGGACUUCAUUCAGGAAUUUUUGGAGUACUAAAAAGUAACAGGUCCAUCGUGAUGGUUGAUAACAUUCUACCAUCUUCUAUAUGUUGGCUUAUGAAGUUUUGAUAGAGUGAUCCUAAACUUACCCAGACUUCUUCACCAAGAGAAAAAGUUCUGUUCUAAUGGACUAUCACACAUGCUUUAAUGUGUUCUCCACUUUCCUUUUGGAGCAUUAAUGUGUUCUCCACUUUCCUUUUGGAGCACUGUGAUGUUAUUAUAUCAUCACUCUAUUGUAAACAUCAUUUACAAACCAUUAUUGUCUUAUCUUAGGCUAGGAGAAAUCAUUUCAUUAUCACUCUACUGGAAACAUUCUGCAAAUGAUAUUAUUUGAAGUAUGGAUUUCCCAAUGUAUGCUAUGGUCUCUUACAGCGAAUGUAGAAUUUUAUUAGUUCCCAUCGGUAAAUUACAGGGAAAGGGGGAUACAACCUCUGGUUCAGAUAGGGAAUGAACUGAGAGGAAAAAAGAAGGAACAAUGUUCUCUAAUUCUAUUUUACUUUCUAAUUGUUCUACUCCUUUAUUGUCAUUCCUCUUCUAAGAUAUAUCAUUCUGGAGUGGUUUGAAAAACCAUUUAUCGCGUCUCCCAUCACAAAUUAAAUUUUUAAAAUUUUUCUGCCGUGUAUUUUUUACAUUAAUUUACUUUUUUGACAUUAAGGGUGAGUUUGUUAUUGCGGCACAUACAAGAAGUGGUGUAAAACACAAUGUUAUGUACAAAAUAUUUUCAUGCUAACCUAUAUUAAAGACAUCAAAUGUGCCUCCACAUGUUUCAUUAUGGACUCUCAUGUCAUCGGUGGUUAGCUUUCAGUUAUAUGUGUAUCCGGAAGAGUAUUGUUUCAUGCUUAGUCACUUAACUAGUGUUGCCUUUGAAUGCAGUGAAUAUGCACCAAGACUUAUAAAGAAGCUUGAGAGUGUGAAGGUUAUAGAAGCUGGUGCUGGGAUGUUGCAUUCUGCCUGCAUAUGUGAGACAGGAUGUGUAUAUACUUUUGGACGAAGAGCAAAGGAAAAUUUUGCAAGUGUCUAGAACCUAAUGGCUAUACAUUUAUACUUCCUAUUUUUAUAAUUUACUUAGACUGUUGCUGCAAUCAAACUAAAUAUGUUCUCCUUAAAUUGUAGGGCUUUGGUGAAAACUACGAUAGAGAACCAUCUAUGAUAUGCGAGUUACCAUCUUCAGAAAUGAUUGCAUGUGGUGGUUAUCACACAUGUGUUGUCACAAGUGUUGGAGAGCUGUAUAGCUGGGGCUCUAAUGAGAAUGGCUGUCUCGGAACUGGUUGUACAGAUGUUACAUAUUCACCUGAAAGGGUUCAAGGCCCAUUUCUGAUGGAUUCUGUUUACAAGGUAUCUUGCGGUUGGAAACAUACAGCAGCAAUUUCUGGAGGCAAUGUUUAUGCAUGGGGGUGGGGAGGUUCCCAUGGAUCAUUUUCUGAAGACGGACAUUCUUCAGGCGGACAAUUGGGGCAAGGAGAUGACAGAGACCACAUUGAGCCUGGAAUGGUUAAAUUUCAGGUUGGCGUUAGGGCAUUACAAAUUUCUUGUGGAUUUAAUCAUACAGGUGCUGUAGUUGAAUGUACAUGAACCAACAAGCCUAUCUUGUGAAACACAUAAAUAAGAUUGAUUAUAUCAUGUGUUGUAAGUUGUAAUUAACUCUCCACUUCCUACUUACUCAAUCAUCAUCAUCGUCAAUAAUAAGACAUUACGCUU
Molecule: messenger RNA, 2034 nt
Organism: Cuscuta campestris
Lineage: Eukaryota; Viridiplantae; Streptophyta; Magnoliopsida; Solanales; Convolvulaceae
Source: the annotation of a GenBank genome assembly